AUGUCUCAAGAUUUCGUUACGUUAGUAUCAAAAGAUGAUAAGGAAUAUGAGAUAUCACGAUCUGCUGCGAUGAUUUCACCGACGUUAAAAGCUAUGAUUGAGGGACCCUUCAGGGAAAGCAAAGGCCGAAUAGAGCUCAAGCAGUUUGACUCGCAUAUUCUAGAAAAGGCUGUGGAAUAUUUAAAUUAUAAUUUGAAGUACAGCGGCGUUAGCGAGGACGAUGAUGAGAUUCCAGAGUUUGAAAUACCGACAGAAAUGUCGUUAGAGCUGCUACUUGCGGCGGACUAUUUGAGUAUAUAG
Molecule: messenger RNA, 300 nt
Organism: Saccharomyces cerevisiae S288C
Lineage: Eukaryota; Fungi; Ascomycota; Saccharomycetes; Saccharomycetales; Saccharomycetaceae
Gene: ELC1
Product: elongin C
Exons: 1
Coding region: 1-300 (99 amino acids)
Biological process (GO): ubiquitin-dependent protein catabolic process
Cellular component (GO): nucleus; cytoplasm
Source: RefSeq, marked reviewed